CUGCUGGAUGGGAGGUUAGACAGCAAAAGAAGCCAAGAUCAACUACUGUCAUAUUUGCCCGCUGAACACAGACAGGAACAGGAAAGGAGACAGCCUCUGCGCACAAACCCCUUCUUGCCUUCCUCUCCGUUUCACCACCUCUUCUCAGCUGCUGAUUCCUUUGCCCCGUCUCAUCUGCCCCCUCCAUCCACCAUGGACCGGUCGACCCAGGAGCUGUUCCUCAACUUCAUGAUCGUCUUAAUCACCGUGCUGCUGAUGUGGCUGCUGGUGAAAACUUACCAGGACUAA
Molecule: messenger RNA, 288 nt
Organism: Menidia menidia (Atlantic silverside)
Lineage: Eukaryota; Metazoa; Chordata; Actinopteri; Atheriniformes; Atherinopsidae
Source: the annotation of a GenBank genome assembly